Molecule: messenger RNA, 324 nt
Organism: Prosopis cineraria
Lineage: Eukaryota; Viridiplantae; Streptophyta; Magnoliopsida; Fabales; Fabaceae
Exons: 1
Coding region: 1-324 (107 amino acids)
Source: RefSeq, a predicted model, not a curated record
AUGGCAGCAGAAAGGGGGAAGGGCAGCUGUAGGGGGAGGGGUGUGGGGAUAGGGGGUGGGGGGCAGGGGGAGAGGGGGCUGGGGAUGAUUAGGGUGGGGAGGGGGGCUGGGGACAGAGGGCAGGGCCAAGGAAGGGAGGGGGGAGGGGGUGGGGAUGGGCUGCUGGGGACGAUGGGGGAGGGGGCUGAGGGGGGUGGGGGCCGAGGGGGGCUGGGGACGGGGGGCAGGGGGACAGGGGUGGGGACGGGUGCUAGAGGGAGGGUGACGAGGGGACAGGGGUGGGCCAAAGGGAUGGGGACGACAGAGUAUGGGGAAGGGGGAUGA